CGCCGCCGCCUCCUCCAGCUCAGCUCCUUAGCUCUGUCAAGGAUUACUCAGAGCGGGGAACAGACGGCAUCCCGGUGCUCAGCCCUACGCAGUGUGUACAUCUCACCGAAGCUCUUACAAAACGAAAACAGGAAGACAACACUCAAAAACGAUGGGGGAAUGACAACAACUGCAGCCGCCUUCGUGUUAGGUUCUCCGGUGUCAACAAGACCCCAGGAUGCUGCUUCUCUCCAGUCCGCGGUGCGGACACCAUUGGCGGGCCUCGGUGCUGCUGCUCGGCGCUGUCCUGCUAAGUGUCGUCGUCUCUGCCAGCGCUAGCCUCCCAGCUCACAGUCGAUGCCCUUCCCGUUCAACGUGUACCCUACAAAACCGUCACCAAUGCCAGCUGGGCUCAUCUUCCUGUGGGCCUUGUUUCUCCUCGUUCCAGGAGGGUGAAGGUGGACUCUGUGUGAAGAGGUCCCAUCAAAGCGACAAAAUGACAACCUUCACUGACCUGGAUGAAGAAAUUGAUUUCCUUCACUCUGUCAUAGAAAAACAGCAAGUGUCACGAACAAAAUCAACACACACCGAACCAAAACAAUCUGCUUCCAUUUCCUUCCAAACUGAUUUUAAAGACACCAAGACAUUUGCUUCCAAACCGAGAUCACAGAACAGACUCUUAGGUGGGAUCCUGCUUAGCACCACUGCAGCUCCAAGUCCUGCCCCUAACACACCGACCUCCCAGUCCAGGAUCACAGAAGCUGAUGGCCGAGCUGGUCCUAUAGGUGUACCCACCCCAGACAAUGGCGACAUCAUUGUCCUUAUGGUCUCGUUGUGUGUUGUGGUGGGCUCUGCAGUUGUGAUCCUGGCUACUGUCUGUUACGUCAAGUUAAAGAGAGAAUCGCGUCUAGCUGAGAAGGUGGAUUUCAAAAAGCCAGCAGCUCCUGCAGCCACAGCCAAUAGUGCACCGAUGGGAGACAAGACUCUGGCUCAUAGUGCUCAGAUGUAUCACUUUCAACAUCAAAAGCAACAGAUGUGCUCUAUGAGAAAUCACAAACCUGAGCAAAAAGUGGUUGACAGCGAGGUCACAUCAGAUGAGGAAGAUGUGGGAGGAGGCUUUACGGUGUACGAGUGCCCCGGACUCGCCCCGACCGGUGAAAUGGAGGUGAAGAACCCUCUGUUCGAUGACUCAAACCUUGAUCAUCAGGGGAAUCUCAAGUGAAUGCAAAACGCUUUACAAAUGCAAACACACAUGUAAAUGUACACAGCAUUUCUCUGGAAGGAAGCUCUUACUUUACGUCUGCCUGCAUGGUAAAUGGAGAAAGAUAUUAUUAAAUGAUUGUUUCCGUGUCCAUAUCUGCCGCUUUAUGGCUUUUUAAUGCUUCAAACGUGUGACGGGUUUCCUGUUAACAUACUUCCUGUCCUUGUUUUAGAUCAACACUGUAUUUUAACUAUUAAUUUAAGUCUGUUGGUGUUUGUCUGGUUUAAAUGUUUGAUUUCUGGUUAAUUAUUCUCUUCUAUCCUUACUACAUUGUUGUGUUUUUUCGCAGCUAUUUCCAAAGAACAUCAUACAGGACCAGAUAAUCUAUGACCACUCUGACACAAACACCGUAGAUACUGUCUGUUAUUUUCUCAUGUGGCUCAGUAACACGCUUGAGAAAGUAUUUUUUAUUCCGUUGUGACAGUUACUAGAGAGCGGCUGCAAGAUCUUUUCAGUACCUCUGUAAAAACACGACAUAAGUUAGCAAUCUGUUAUAACGCUGGUGUUGCUAAUUUCUUUUCCAUGUAGGGUGCACAUGAAGAAUUUAGGAUUAUACAGAAUAAAUCUAUCAAAUGAAGUAUUAAACUGUGUGUUGCAUGGGUGGAAUGUAUUGUGUUUGAGUCGUGGCAAAGCUUUGAUGCAUAAAUCUGCAUCCUGUUGCUGCAGGAGAUUCAUGACGUAAAAAAAUGGGCACUUGAAUGAAAUUGAACUGAAGCUAUUACACCCCCAACCCAGCCCAUAUAUCCCAGACUAACCUUGUGCUGCAGAAUGUACAUACAAAGAGUGAUGCUGUUCACUUUUUAUAGUUAUUUGUACAUGCAGACUAAAGAUUGGGAUUAAAACUUUUUACCACACGUGAAA
Messenger RNA from Nothobranchius furzeri (turquoise killifish), 2101 nucleotides. It is a transcript of the gene npdc1a, whose product is annotated as neural proliferation, differentiation and control, 1a. Lineage: Eukaryota; Metazoa; Chordata; Actinopteri; Cyprinodontiformes; Nothobranchiidae. Gene Ontology annotation, cellular component: membrane. The record is from RefSeq and is a predicted model, not a curated record.